Messenger RNA from Dunckerocampus dactyliophorus (ringed pipefish), 1766 nucleotides. RefSeq names its product transmembrane protein 119b (gene tmem119b). Gene Ontology annotation, cellular component: plasma membrane. The record is from RefSeq and is a predicted model, not a curated record. Bases 552 to 1319 code for a protein of 255 amino acids. NCBI's taxonomy places the organism in Eukaryota, Metazoa, Chordata, Actinopteri, Syngnathiformes, Syngnathidae. Gene Ontology annotation, biological process: positive regulation of bone mineralization; positive regulation of osteoblast differentiation; positive regulation of osteoblast proliferation. The transcript is spliced from 2 exons.
GCGCUGUUGCUUUUAUUUGAUUCGGAAAUGAACGGUUUGCCUGCGAGAAGAUGGUACCCUAUGGAUAAUGUUGCUCAUGGCCCAGGUAAGUGGAGUGAUAUAUUGAUAUGAUAUGCUGUGAUAUAUAAAUCAGCAUUACAGUAUAGUUGAAUUUGUUGGCUUUUCAAGCAUUCGCAUGCGGUUAAUGGUGGAAGGCUAAUUUGUUGUGAAGUCUUCUGUUACUUUGGUGGACACACAAGAGCAGGACGGAGAUAUCCCUGGCCUCUCUCAGCACAUUGUAAACUCCUCGCUAAUAAGAACAAUCUGUGUGCAGGCCAUAGAGGAAGGGGGAAACCGGAGGGGGAGGAGUACAGUGGAGAUGAAGAAGGAGGGAUUUCUCUCCUCAUGGUUUUUAAACACCGUCUGUCUGCACCAUUCCAAACCAGGCUCUUGCUGGUAAAGUGCAGAUGUGGAGCAGCAUACGGACAACUGGCGUUUCAGACGUGCAAUUCCCACACAGACACUUCAUCGGGACUUCUCCUCCUUAACCGCUGGAUGACCGUCGAGGUGAAAUGAAGCUCCUUCAUGUGAUCGCCAUCUCUGCCGCCUACAUCAGCAGCAGUCUGGCAUCACCGCUAACCUCAUACAGCUCGGCUGAGGGCAGCGCAGACGUGGAGGACCUCUACGUCGUCACCUCCUCUCUUCCCACUCAAAGUGUCUCAUUGGAGUAUUACCAGACAACAUCUGUUGGCCCCACCCACCAGGAAGCGGACUACCUGAGCAAGGUGGUGGACUUCCUCGAGGACAACAUGCUCCUCAUCCUCGUCUUAGCCUCGCUCCUUGUUCUUGUCUUCCUCGCUGUGUGCGGGGCGAUCGUCCUGAGUCGGAGGCGUAAGGUCAAUGCCUACUACCCAUCCUCAUUCCCGUCCAAAAUGUAUGUGGAUGAAAGGGACAAGACCGGAGGCGCUCGUGUCUUUCAUGAGCUGCCAGAGAAGGAAGCGGCCCGGCAGGAGAUCAAGCCAGUAGACUCUCAUAGGCAGCUUCAAGCAGACAUUAUGAGGGUGGCCAAGAAUCUGAGAUCGCCAACAAAAACUGGGGAGGGAGCCAGCAUUCCUGAGGACAAACCAUACAGAGACAUGAUCCUGGAUGAGGAGGAGCUAGCAAGUCCUGCUAAGGGAAAGGAGACAUGUGAAGCAGCUGCAGCAGCAGACUUGACUUCCCCUGUGGGACAGGAAGACGAGUCCCAGGUUGCGGUGAGAAGUCUGCGGCCUGCGUCUUUGCAUCUUCACAAUGACUCAGCAACAUUGCAACUCAUUGCAGGAGAGAAAACAGCGUUCUAAGGACUGGUAAACAAACUUUUCUACAUCUAGACUUUACCCCCUCUUCACUUUAUGAAGAUAUUUCGGACAGCUUGGAGAAGAACAGCAGCAGCAAACCAGCAGAUGCUCACAAAUGAACUACAAUUCCCCACAGGAUUGGAAGUAGCCGCAAAGGGGGCGUACUCCAUGUUUUUGUCUCUUAUCACUUCCUGUAGGUGAAAUGUCCCAAUACUUGUGUGCAAAAUGUGCUUAGAAUGGUGAUUUUCAAACAUGGCAUUCUAUAAGCGGCUCAUGCAGUGAGCACCUUUAACUGUAUUGUUGGCCAACAUCUAUUCUAUAGUCCAUUGUUCAUAACAGGAGACAUUUAAUAAAUCAUGAAUCUUUUUCUUAAGAAUAUGUUUCAGGGUAGUUUUAUUGAAGACUUUCAAAGUUAUAAGUGCUUUGUAUUCUUAACAGUCAGCACUCAUU